Messenger RNA from Trichoderma asperellum CBS 433.97, 1679 nucleotides. RefSeq lists its product as uncharacterized. The record is from RefSeq and is a predicted model, not a curated record. Lineage: Eukaryota; Fungi; Ascomycota; Sordariomycetes; Hypocreales; Hypocreaceae.
CAGAAGUCGAGUAGCAAGGAAACCAAACCUCUCUCUUCCAUUUUGCAGAGCCUUGUGAUACAAGGUCACGAUGCGUCUCAUAUCCAAUGCCUAAACUUAGAACCAAAACUGGAUGUUUGACUUGUCGUAAACGCAGAAAGAAGUGUGAUGAGACACGUGAACGGUGCCAGAACUGCUCGAGAAAUGCCCUUGAAUGUAUAUGGCCUUCAAAAGAACAAGAAAAAGACCGUCGACAUCUGCCGCGCGCCGGGCGGUCCACUGAUGAAGACGGUGAUGGAAGUGAGCUGAACGCCUUGGUGGGAUGGGACCGACCGGGCAAUCCGAUCCAUGAGCUCUUCAACACAGUAUUCUCUCCAUCGACUCCAUUAUUGCCUAUAGACAGUCAUUUUUACACGGUCCCAUCGUCUCUGUCUGUUGUGCUCACCAAUGUAGAAGAACCAAACGCGACAGUGUUGCUUAUUGCCUUUGCAAAUGAGUUCCUACCAGGUCGUAUUCAUCCAAGAUCCUAUCCGCGGUAUUUGGACUUUUCAUAUGCCUAUGAUAUGGCAUUGUCUAGCCCGCCGUUACUGAAUGCGUGUCUGGCCUGCGCGACCAGUGCUCUUGGGACAAAAUAUCAAGUUGCGAAUGCGGAGUUGAGAGCAGAACGGAUCUACGCAAAGUCCAUUCAUGCGCUGCGAAGCAUACUUGAAGAGGGAGGCUGUGAAGGUAGUGAAGAUUGGUUACUGGCGACAGUGGUAAUCCUCUGUCUCUAUGAAAAUCGGAAACCAGGCUACGAUCCAGCGACAGCCACUGCACACAUCGCAGCAGCCGGCCAGGUUUUCCGCAAGCGAGCCAUAAACAAGAUGAGCGCCGCUACCGCAGUAUCUACCCAAGAACUGGCAAGUUCGCAAACAUGGUCGGCCAUUAUAUUUGAACGCAUCUUCACUGAGUCAUUUCUAUACCACUCUAUGGUCAUGUCGGUGCAGGAUUCGAAUCUCACGCCACUGCAAGACCCAGUGUUGCGCAAAGUCUUCGACGAUUACUAUGACUCCUGCUUGUUGUCGACAUCCCCGGAACCUAAGAAUUGGCCGAUUCUUGGAAUGCAUUAUCAGAUAGUCCGGUUGUUUUCCGAUCUUCUUGCUGCCCUCGACGACAAGCCCACAUUUUGUGGACUCGGUGACAUCAUAGAACAGCUGGGGCUAUGGGAAAACACGUCGCUGACAGAUGAGCAUGGAAUUCAUGUCUUGCUUUACAUCUCUGCUGCAAAACUUCUUGCUUAUCAGCACCUGGUGGAUUCCUCAUACGAUACCACACAAUACCAAAGUCUUUUGCAACAGGAACUUGAAAAUUGUAAAAGUUUGCUUGCAAAGAUCGAUGUUACUACCAAUGCUUUUAGCCGGUACUUCUUUUGGCCUCUGGCCAUCAUCGAAAGGGUGAUUCAAAAUCCCACUGCGUCACUGCUGGUCCAGCAGAAAUUGAAGACUAUGGAGGACGUCGAUCCAGCAGGAAAGAGAGCCUACGAUUGGGUCGCCGAGGGAUUCGAGCGAAGAUUUAGGGUUGCAUGAUACCACUAAGCAUGUCUAUGGUAAAGAUCCCAUGCUUUGCUGACAUAUGAGAUUUAAUUACGUAUACAAAUAGUUUCAAGAUAACAACCCAAGCAUGUUGAUACAAUAGGGUCAGCUUCACAAGCAUUCCGGAAG